Molecule: messenger RNA, 4013 nt
Organism: Oncorhynchus nerka (sockeye salmon)
Lineage: Eukaryota; Metazoa; Chordata; Actinopteri; Salmoniformes; Salmonidae
Product: coxsackievirus and adenovirus receptor homolog
Exons: 7
Coding region: 136-1266 (376 amino acids)
Biological process (GO): homotypic cell-cell adhesion
Cellular component (GO): intercalated disc; bicellular tight junction; basolateral plasma membrane
Molecular function (GO): cell adhesion molecule binding
Source: RefSeq, a predicted model, not a curated record
CUAUGCACCUGCUGAGGCGAAAAAGGAUCGGAGAGUUUUGAUGCUUCGGGAGAGUGGUCUGUCUGUCAGGAGCGCCGCAGAAGUUAUUUUUUCAACCGAGUUUUAAAGGAAAAGUAUUGGAAUAGACAGAAAGGAAUGGAUUUCUCGAUAUCCCACCUCUGCUCUGUAUUGAUUAUUCUCAUUGCAGGUGUAGCCCAUUGCCUGGAGAUUACGUCCCAGGGGCCCACGUCCAUAGAGAAGGCCAGCAGUGAGAGCGUCAAGCUGGACUGCCAGUUCUCUCUGGCCCCCGAGGACUCUGGCCCCCUGGACAUCGAAUGGAGCCUGCUGGCCUCUGACAACCAGAAAGAGGAUAAAGUGGUGAUCCUAUACUCUGGGGACAGGGCCUAUGAGGACUACUACCCUGCAGUGAAGGGGCGAGCCCACUUUAACUCAGCCGACCCGAAGAAUGGUGACGCUUCCAUCAACUUGACGGGUCUGAAGUCUAGCGACACUGGGACCUACCAGUGCAAGGUGAAGAAGGCCCCGGGCAUCCGCAGCAGGAAGAUGCUGCUGACUGUCAUGGUGAGGCCGUCCAAGCCCAGAUGCUCUGCCGACGGCCCCACCCUGGAGGGUACGGAUGUGGUCCUGAGGUGUACGUCCAGUGAGGGGACCAACCCCCUGCAGUACACCUGGGAGAAGACCAGCGACAACAAACUGCUGCCUGCCUCCGCCGUGCUAGACCCUGUGGGAGGCACCAUGAAUGUAAGGAACGCGUCCACCAGCUCCUCAGGAACCUACCGCUGCACAGCUAAGAACCACGUGGGCAUGGAGGAGUGUAUUCUACAGCUUGGCAUCACUCCCCCCCCCAACACUGCUGGUAUCAUAGCUGGAGCCAUCAUCGCUGUUCUGCUGGCCCUCAUCAUCAUCGCCAUCAUCCUCUUCUGCUGCUGCCGCGCCCGCAACAGGAAGAAGUACGAGAAGGAGAUCUCCUACGAGAUCAGAGAGGACGUCCCUCCUCCGAAGAGCCGCGUAUCGACGGCCCGCUCCUUCACCAGCGUGGGCAGCCAGCGCUCCUCCCUGGGCUCCAUGUCCCCCUCCAACCUACACGAGUACGCCCUCAAGCCCCAGUAUGACAAAAUCCCCUCCGUGGAGGAGUAUGAGAGGCCCCCCAGCCACGCACCCCUGCCCCCACCCGUCGCCAGCAAGAUGGCCGGCCCCAACCUCAGCCGCAUGGGCGCCAUCGCCGUCAUGAUCCCCGCCCAGAACAGGGACGGCUCCAUUGUUUAGUGUAAGAAACAGAAAGAUGGAGGGAAAGACCGGGGGACACUAAGCCAGAGAGGUGGGGUGGCUUGGCUGGGCAGCCAGAUUCUACCCUCUACCACUCACCACCAACUGGGACCCCCACUCUGCUUUAUGGAGGUUUGGGUGUGGUGUUGUACUGAGGAGAAAAGAGAAGCAGUAUUGUACCAUGUCACCCACUAUGAACUAUUUACUGUUGACAAAAAACAGAUGCUUUUAUGAAUUUUACUUCCUGAACUUUCUCACACAUGACAAUUAUGAAUUCUAGGCUGGGUACAUUUUAAUGGUGAAUUCACACAGGUUUCUUUGUACAUAGUUGAAUGCAUGAUGUUUUUUAAAUCUAGCCGGCCCUGUGCAUAGAGAGUUGUGUUCAGAGCGGACCAAGGUCUCUGAUUGGCCUGUUGUGUACCAUGUAGAGUAUUACAGCUUGACGUGUAUGUUUCUGGGAAAAGUACAGUUCUACUCUACUUUCUUUGGAUGAAAUACUCACGGAGUGAUCAAACAUGUUUGAUCAAUUCACUUCUGAAACACACAGCUUAUCUCAAGAAUAGGGGUUGCCGAAGGGAUUUUAGAGUUCUGCUUUUCAAAAUAAUGAUUUGUCAAGUAGUUACCUUUUUAAAGAUGUUCAUUCCACUGGUUGGACUGUGGCUGAUGUCAUGGCCAUGUUUGCCAGCCCUGAGAGAAAUUGGGUCAGCUGGUUAUUUCGACAGUUGACCGUUUUGAAAGGUCCAGCUUGGUCUGGAGGGGUGGACAGGGUAAUGACACGGAAGGGGGAGGUCAGACCUCUACAUGUUGUGAUUAGUGUAUUGUAUCUUUGCCAGGUUUACAUCCCACCCCUCAAGUUCCUACAACAGGCAGUGUUUUGGGAGGUGCGGGGUGAGGUUCACUGAACAAUCAUAUUUGAUUGUGUUUGACUGCCACCAGCCCCUCUGACCCCACCAGUACACCCCUUCCCAUCCCCUACACUGUAUGGUAUUAUUAACCCGCUCUGGUGUUUAACCAUCAAACCCCUGAACAAAAUGGUACAUUUGUAACUGCACACUCAGGAUUCAAUAUCUCCAUGAAACAACUUUCUCAAUGGUCAUUAUGAAGUCAAAAAUGUUUAGUGGUUCAUUCAUGCACCUCUAUUCAUGAAGGAUAAAUGAAGGAUGAAGUAUGUACAGUAUAGUAAUUUCCAUGAUAUAUGGAAGGAAGUGAGUGUUGAGGGGAAGAAGAAGAUAUUAGAAUAGUGAGCCACGGGUGUUAGGUGUCUGCUGCACCAACACCACAGUAACUGUUUUCCAGGGUGUCUAUAAUGCACCCAUGCUCUCUCACUCUGUCACAUACUCACAGCCCCCCAGUCAGUGCUUCAGCUCAGCCCAGAUGGAGUGUUUCUGUGACAUCAGUGUUCUUGUGCCUUGUCUGUACUGACUUGUAUCACAUACAUACUGUUACAGCCACAGGCCUGUGUGUGUGUGUGUGUGUGUGUGUGUGUGUGUGUGUGUGUGUGUGUGUGUACCCAGGCUGGGCUCUAGUCUUCUACCGUUGCUAUGCACUGUACAUGUAUGUUUUGUAGCCAGCUGUCGUUGUAUGAUACAUGACACAAUAGUUGGCUACAGAACAUGCAGUAUGUCUGUAGUACGAGACCCACAUCGGCAUGACAACUAGUCCACUGUUCCCGGUUCUGGAUCCUGUGUAAAUCCACAUCAACUGAGUGGCGGUUGGUUGCUUUAAUUCCCCAUCCGAAAUGGGUUCUUUUCAUUGACAUUCGCUCCAUAUUCAAACAUUAGCAAUGUAAAAAACAACAACAAAAACAGUUGACUCACAGUUGUUACUUCUUUUUUAGUUUUAAAUGCAUUAUUUGAGUUUUCUUUUUUUGUAUUAUGAUGAAGGCUUUGUUUGUAUGUGUAAAUAUACUGUAAAAGUUACACUAUCUCUAGAACUAAUCCCACCACACUUCCUCUAAUGCCCUGUAUGUAUGAUGAUGCUCUGCCGUGCUUUGCUUGGUUAAUGUGUGUCUAAAACCUGAUCGAUGGGUCUUGUAAAUAACAGUGGAGGGUGAAAGUCCACUAAUGUUAAUUCAGGUGGGCACCACUGGGAUUCUACUGCAGCCAUGUUUCAAUAUCCACAUUAGCGUAUUCAUUCGGAUGAAGCAAUAGCAUGCAUUGUAGAUAGUAUACUAGUAUGGUUAAUGAAACACACACAGACUGUGUGUGUAUGAAAUAGAAAGUAGUAGAUUUGAGGUGGAUGAAGUGGAGGAGACCGGUGAAGACCUCUCGGAGUUGUGUCCUUACGCCUCUCCGUGUUGUGGCAGGUGUAACCUCACACAUGGGGACAGCAGCCACAUCCGAGACAGGACGUAAAGUGAAACCCACCCCGGACAUUACCCCGAAGUGAAAAACCUGUCAGCUCUCUCGAAGCCCAGGGAACUGUGUGUUGGUGUGUGUCUUUACUGUCUGGAUUUGUCCCCAAUAUAGUAUUUUAGUAGACCCCCAACUGCUGACAAACUACAGAGCCAUUAGGGAGGUAGUCAUGUUGUACAGUCCCUCUCAACUCAGAAAACGAAUAAGUACUACUAACAUGGUAUUAACUGUAGCUUUUAAAACUAGUGUACUAAUAUUGUAUGAAGAUUUUUAUUUGGUGGUUUGUUUGCACAUUGUGUGAUCAUACCUGGUUUUAUUUUUGUGCGUGUAUUUUUUUGUGCUGUAUUUUUAAAUAAUAAAGGACACAAAAUGAAAGAAAUAAUAACAUUAUUU